GCAUUUGCAAUGACAAUCAACAAGGCUCAAGGACAGUCAGUCACAAAUGUUGGUUUGGACUUAUGCAUUCCUGUUUUCUCACAUGGCCAAUUAUAUGUUGCACUUUCAUGUUGUACAUUGCCUUCUGCAAUUAGAAUACUCUUACCACCUCAAGCACCAACUGUAGAGAUGCAUAGAGUCACUCAAAAUGUUGUAUAUCCUGAAGUUCUUUCCAAUAUUUCUUAG
Molecule: messenger RNA, 225 nt
Organism: Dacryopinax primogenitus
Lineage: Eukaryota; Fungi; Basidiomycota; Dacrymycetes; Dacrymycetales; Dacrymycetaceae
Exons: 1
Source: RefSeq, a predicted model, not a curated record